Molecule: messenger RNA, 525 nt
Organism: Penicillium subrubescens
Lineage: Eukaryota; Fungi; Ascomycota; Eurotiomycetes; Eurotiales; Aspergillaceae
Exons: 1
Coding region: 1-525 (174 amino acids)
Source: RefSeq, a predicted model, not a curated record
AUGCACUCCCAAUCCUACAACAGUGACACCUAUCCAAAGCGGUCUCUGUCUCAAACCUCAGCUACCACCUGUUCCUCUCGCAGCACUCAACGCUCCGACGAGAAAAAACGAGGCCGAGAACUAUCCAACUCACUGGCCGCCAAACUGUUCCGAUCAGGAAGCAAGUCUCCUACUCCCAUCGACAUUCCCAAAUCACACAAGCGCCAGUCCUCGGCCAGUGUCUUCAACCCUCGAGACAUUCCCCGCAGCGCUCCCGGGUCGUCAUACUUUGAUCAAUACCACCGCUCUCAUAGUCCCGACCAGAUGUCUCCCGAGGCCACUUACCCCCAGUCUCCCAAGCAGGAGUACACCAGUAAGCGGGCAUCCACUCCAACCCGCAAGAACAGUGACGACUAUCGUCGCUACAGUGGUACCGUCAACCACUACGGUCGGCACUCCAACGACUGGCUAUUUGGUGGCUUCAGUGUUCGUGGAACUGUCCGCGAUGGCAUUGAGAAGCUCCGCAACCACGAUAAGGAGAGCUGA